AUGUCAGAAGCGACCGAAUCGCCUGGCCUCGGGCCAACGGCAAUCGAGGGCCCAACUAUCCCUCGAGAUGAGGGUCCCGAUGCGACCUACAAAGCCAAAGCCGAGGUUCUCAACCACGCGAUUCAGACGAUCGGCAUGGGCCGAUACCAAUGGCAGCUCUUCGUGGUGAUCGGAUUCGGCUGGGCAAGCGACAACCUAUGGCCGAUUGUUACCUCCCUGAUCCUCCCUGUAGUGGCAAACGAGUUCCAUCCCUCGAAAGCGCCGUUGUUAACGCUUGCGCAAAACAUCGGGUUGCUCGUCGGUGCUGUGUUUUGGGGAUUUGGAUGCGAUGUAUUCGGUCGCAGAUGGGCAUUCAACUUGACGAUCGGAAUCACGGCGGUGUUUGGCCUGAUCGCAGCGGGAUCGCCCAAUUUCGCAGCCAUUUGUACUUUUGCGGCUUUGUGGUCUGUCGGCGUCGGUGGCAAUCUCCCUGUUGACUCGGCCAUCUUUCUUGAGUUCUUACCUGGAUCGCAUCAGUACCUGUUGACUAUCUUGUCGAUUGACUGGGCUUUCGCGCAGGUGGUCGCCACUUUGAUCGGUUGGCCGCUGCUUGGGUAUAGGACUUGUGGUUCAGCAGAAGGAUGUACGAAAGCUGAUAACAUGGGAUGGCGAUGGUUCAUGAUCGCGAUGGGUGGCAUCGCGAUGAUCAUGUUCGUCGGUCGGUUUGUGUUUUUCACGAUUUUCGAGUCGCCCAAGUACCUUAUGGGGAAGGGGAGGAACGAGCAGGCUGUGGAGGUCGUUCACGAAGUUGCCAGAAGGAAUGGAAAGACUUCUGAUUUGAUAAAAACUGAGCUUGACGACUUGGACCAGGGCGAGAUACAACAUUUCAGCGCGGCAAACAUCGUCCGCCAACGCCUGGAAACAGUACGAUUUGAUCAUGUCCGCGCUCUUUUCGAUACCCCCAAGCGAGCAUGGGCUACAACCUUGAUCAUCCUCGUCUGGGCAUUCAUUGGUCUAGGCUUCCCACUAUACAAUGCAUUCCUCCCAUACAUCCAGCAGUCCCGAGGCGCUGAAUUCGGCGAUGGAUCGACAUAUAUCACGUAUCGCAACUCGUUGAUUAUUGCUGUGAUGGGCAUCCCAGGCUGUCUACUCGGUGGAGUACUGGUCGAACUACCAGGAUUUGGCCGCAAGGGUGCUCUCAGCAGUUCUACAGCUAUAACUGGAGCCUUCCUCCUUGCGUCAACAACAGCUACCACCUCAAAUGCUCUGCUGGGUUGGAACUGCGCCUUCAGUUUCAUGAGCAGUCUCAUGUACGCUGUGUUAUACGCCUAUACUCCCGAGAUCUUCCUCACCAAGGAUCGUGGUACGGGCAACGCAUUAACUGCGUCCGCGAACCGAAUCUUUGGCAUCAUGGCUCCUAUCAUUGCCAUGUUCGCUGAUCUCACGACCGCUGCUCCUGUUUAUGUUAGCGGGGCACUGUUCAUCGCGGCCGGCAUUCUUGUGUUGUUCAUGCCAUAUGAGUCUCGCGGAAAGGCGAGUCUGUAA
Messenger RNA from Penicillium samsonianum, 1524 nucleotides. RefSeq names its product putative sugar transporter. The record is from RefSeq and is a predicted model, not a curated record. The transcript has a single exon. Gene Ontology annotation, molecular function: transmembrane transporter activity. Gene Ontology annotation, biological process: transmembrane transport. Lineage: Eukaryota; Fungi; Ascomycota; Eurotiomycetes; Eurotiales; Aspergillaceae. The coding region runs from base 1 to 1524 and encodes 507 amino acids.